Messenger RNA from Clavispora lusitaniae ATCC 42720, 558 nucleotides. RefSeq names its product Pam17p (gene PAM17). Gene Ontology annotation, cellular component: PAM complex, Tim23 associated import motor. Gene Ontology annotation, biological process: protein import into mitochondrial matrix. The record is from RefSeq and is a predicted model, not a curated record. NCBI's taxonomy places the organism in Eukaryota, Fungi, Ascomycota, Pichiomycetes, Serinales, Metschnikowiaceae.
AUGUUUGCAUUAAAAAGUAUCGGGAUUCACGCCAGAACCUCGGUCCGUGUCGGAACCUUGGCGAACAACUUGAGGUCAUCUGUUCGUCUCAACUCGUCUGCGCCCACUAUGAACUGGGGUGACUUUUUCAGAUUGAGAAAACAGAACAAGAGGAUCAACACUGCCAGUUCGGUUGUGACGGCCUUUUUGGGCGCUUUCGCCACCUUGACGUACUUGGGAAAUGUGGAGAUUGAUGUGGAAAAGCCAAUCAUGGGACUUGAUCCAUUUAUGGUCAUGGGAGGUGCGGUCAGUUUAGGUGGAUUCGUUGGCUAUGUAGCGGGCCCAUCUGUGGGGAAUGUGAUCUUCAAGAUGGUUAACCGUUCUGCCAUGGCGCAAUUCAAGGCCAAGGACAAUCUUUUUUUGCAGAGAAUCAAGUACAACCGUGUUGAUCCCUCGUCGCAGUCUUUCUCCAAUCCUGUUCCUGAUUAUUACGGAGAGAGGAUCUACUCGUUGGAGAACUACAAACAGUGGUUGAGAGACUGCAACGCUUUCAGAAGAAAGGCCAAGGAGUUCAUUUAG